AUGGACUCCACAGCCAAGGACGAAAUGCAACCUGCACUUCCUCCUGGGCCCAAGUGGCCAGAGCAGGAGAGGGCGGAGCAGCUGGCUCGGGGUGCAGCACUUAAGUGGGCCUCAGGCAUCUUCUACCGGCCAGAGCAGCUGGCCAGGCUAGGCCAGUACCGAAGCCGUGAAGUGCAGCGUACCUGCUCCCUGGAAGCUCGCAUCAAGUCAGUGGUGCAGUCAUACCUGGAGGGUGUGAAGUCUGGUGUAUGGCAGCUGGCCCAGGCCCUUGAGACCGUACAAGAAGCCCGUGAGGCCCUGGGCCAGGCCCAUGGAUUGCUCCGGGACAUGGCAGAGGCCAUACAGACCCUAGAGCCCCUGCGGGAACAGGUUGUCCAACACAAACAAUUGCAGGCCUUGUCUCAACUAUUGCCUCGGCUGCGAGCAGUGCCAGCUGCAGUGGUCCACACACAGAUCCUGAUUGAUGCCCAUCGGCUCUUGGAAGCAUAUGUGAGCCUUCGGGAGCUGGAGCAGCUGCAAGAGGAGACAUGGGCCUCUCUUGGAGGUCUGGAAUUGCCAGUCUUUGAGGGGCUGGGCCCUCUGGCUGAGGCACUGGGCCAGGCUGUGGAGGCAGCUGUAGGUACUGCAGGGCAGCUGGCACGAGAGGACCCAGCCCUGUUGGUGGCUGCUGUGCGUGUGGCAGAGGUGGAGGCUGGCCGCACAACCUCCCUGGAGCAGCCCCCCCGGAACUGGCGGCAGCGCUGUCUUCGGGCACUAGAGGAGGGCCUAGAGCGGGUCCACUUUGGGACACCUCUGUUGCCUGGACCAGGGGCCCUAGCAGAGUGGCUGGAGGCUCUACGGGUGGCUCUACCAGCUGAAUUGGCCACAGCUGAGGCACUAAUAGCACCCUGCUGCCCACCACACUACAAGGUGGUCCAGCUGUGGGCCCAUACCCUGCACAGUGGCCUGCGUCGAUGCCUGCAGCAAUUCCUGGAAGGGCCUGAGCUGGGAGCCACUGACGCCUUCACCUUGCUGCAGUGGGCACUGCAUGUGUACCUGGGGCCAGAAAUGAUGGGGAGCCUAGAACUGGGGCCUGAGGCUGAUGUGUCUCAGCUGGAGCCCCUCCUGACCCUGGAGAAUAUUGAGCAGUUGGAGGCAACAUUUGUGUCCAAAGUCCAGGCAAGUAUGGUGCAGUGGCUGCAGAAGGCACUGGAUGGGGAAGUAGCUGAGUGGGGCCGGGAGCAAGAGCCUGACACAGAUCCAUCUGGCUUCUAUCACUCACCAUUGCCAGCCAUUGUGCUGCAGAUCCUGGAAGAGAACAUUCGAGUGACCAGCCUGGUCAGUGAGUCAUUGCAGCGGCGGGUGCAUAGCAUGGCACUGUCAGAACUGGGAGCAUUCCUGAGGAGCUUCAAUGAUGCUCUGAUCCGAUUCUCCCGAGACCACCUCAGAGGGGAAGCAAUAGCUCCUCAUUACGUGUCCUACCUACUGGCUGCCCUCAACCACCAAUCAGCACUCAGCUCCUCCGUGUCAGUCUUGCAGCCCGAUGGGGUGGCUUUAGGGGCCUUGGCUCCGGUGGAGGCAGCGCUGGACGAGUUGCAGAGGAGGAUCUGCCGACUGGUGUUGGAGGCGCUGUUGCUGGAGCUCCAGCCCCUCUUUGCAACUCUGCCCUCACGCCAUUGGCUGUCGAGCCCGGAGCUGCUGGACGAUGUGUGCGAGCGCACAGCGUGCUUCUGCAGGAACUUCUGGCGUGUUCGGAAUCCCGCGUUCCAGAUGCUCCUGGCUGAGGCAGAGCGUACUGUGGUGCUGCAGUACCUGUCUGCGCUGAUGCAACGCCGCCUAGUGUGUCGCGGUGCGGAGGAGCGGAAUCAGGCAGCCGAGCGCAUGCAACACGAUGCCACCCAGCUUCGGAACCUUUUCCUUGAUUUGGGCCUGGAAGAGAGCGUUCAUUGCGCACCGGUGCUGCUCACCUUGCGAAACCUGCUGAACCUUCACGACCUCACCAUGCUUGGCCUCGAGGUGGCAAGCCUCCGGCAACAAUUUCCCGACGUGAACGAGGAUCACGUCUCCGCCCUCUUGGACCUGCGCGGGGACGUGUCCCGAGAGCAGCGCCUGGCCGCAAUCAGCUCCCUGCAGGACGGCCCACAACCCUCGCCCCUCCCGGGUCACCGUGCACUCUUCAGCCUUGUGCCAGCACCUACGCCCGCUUCAUCUUCCUGCCUCUUGGGCACAUGUGCCUGA
Molecule: messenger RNA, 2217 nt
Organism: Molossus molossus (Pallas's mastiff bat)
Lineage: Eukaryota; Metazoa; Chordata; Mammalia; Chiroptera; Molossidae
Gene: EXOC3L1
Product: exocyst complex component 3 like 1
Exons: 13
Coding region: 1-2217 (738 amino acids)
Biological process (GO): exocyst localization; exocytosis
Cellular component (GO): exocyst
Molecular function (GO): SNARE binding
Source: RefSeq, a predicted model, not a curated record